UUACUGAGUGCUAUAAAUACAACAGCGCGCGCAUCACUCACACACAGUCCACUCAAACUAUUGAAACUGCGAUCUCCGUCGCGCGGUCUGCGGUUUUUAUCGACUUUAUCUUCUUUUUAAUAUUUUUGCGGACUAUGUAAACUAUUGAAACUACAAAACUUUUUUGUGGAAUAAGUAUUGGAAUAUUUUUCCCCUCUGGAAUAAGUAAGCAGUCUGUUCGGACUUGAUGAGAGCCUGAUAUCGCCUUUGAUUCUAAAGGAAUUUCCCCCUUUAAUUUGUACUACUAGUACUAAUGCUGUUUACAGUUAAACAUGAAGAUGCUGUUCAGGUGGGAUGAUCCCGCCAAGAUUAAUGUCAUGUAUCUCGAAGGUUAAUGGUGCUUGCCCCAUACCCUGGAGAUGUUAGCCAUCCAACACUGCAAUGAUUCAACCCUGGUUGCUGAUGAACCACUCAGCAAUGAGACCCAGAAGGUUACUGGAGUGGCACCAGUGCGCUGCAUGGAAAAUCUCACCCCCCCUUCAACCAACCCCACGGCAGCUGGCCUGUCCAUGACACUGGGCAUUGUGUCCAACAUCAUAGCACUGAUGAUCCUGGUGAAAGCUUACGCCCGCAUGCGGAAGCGCUCGAAAGCAACGUUCCUGCUCUUUGCCAGUUCCCUAGUGGCCACGGACCUUGCCGGUCACGUCAUUCCAGGCGCGCUGGUUUUGCGCCUUUACUUCUCUGGCUCUGCCGGAAGACAUUGCAACCAACCCGAUGCCAUCUGCCAAUUCUUGGGUGGCAGUAUGGUGUUUUUCGGCCUUUGCCCACUCUUUCUUGGGUGUGGUAUGGCAGCUGAGAGGUGCAUGGGCAUAACACGGCCUCUCUUGCAUGCCCGAGUUGUGUGCACAGCCCACACCAAGGUGGUGCUGGUGAUGAUAUGGUUUUUGGCUUUAUCUGUAGCACUGCUGCCAUACUUCCAUUUGGGCACAUAUGCCUAUCAGUAUCCAUGGACGUGGUGCUUCAUUAAAGUGUUAGAGGACACAAGCAUCACAGAUGUGGUAUUUGUGCUGCUGUUUUCUGGACUGGGACUGGCCUCACUGGCUGUGGCUUUUAUCUGCAACACAAUCAGCGGAAUGACGCUUGUGAUUGCCCGUCUCCGCCAGAGGACGUGCCACCGAAGAUCAACCAAAUCACAUGACACUGAGAUGGUGGCUCAGCUGGUGGGCAUCAUGGUCACAUCCUGUAUCUGCUGGAGCCCUCUGCUGAUCUUUGGUCUGAUGUCAGUCAUCCGCUCGUACAGUGGCUCAAUGGGGGAUGAUCUGCAAACCUACAGGACUUUAAUGGUAAUGGGAGUGCGUCUGGCCUCCUGGAACCAGAUUCUGGACCCUUGGGUAUACAUUCUUCUACGGCGGGCCGUCCUCAGGAAGAUCUGCCGCUUAACUACGGGCCGCAAAGACCUGAGUGGGAGCACAUUCCGGCGGUGGGAGAUUAGCUCUUUCCAGAACUCGGUUAAAAAAGAUAUUAAUCUGAACUGAAGGGGUGAGGAAUUCCAGCGUGUGAGUUCUGACACAAAAUAUGGAGGAUAAAUCAUGAGGAUGUUAUAUAUCAAAUCUUUGCACUGUAGUUUUACAGAACACAGAUGAUAUGUCCCUAUUGCUUGUUGGUGGAUAUAGGAGUAGUACACUGGGAGUUGUUCUAAAACUCAAACUCUCAACUCAUGCAUCAUAAUGGAGUCAGUUUAAGUUAAAAGAGUAAUUCCAGAAGGAAUCAAAUUUUGCUUUGUCUUGAAAUACUCUAAAUUAUGUUUUGCCACAAAAAACAAAAAAAAAAGAAAAGAAAAAAAAGAAAAAGAAAAAGAAAAACGUACCUAACAUUGUAAGUAGAAUUUUUUUGUAUAGUAAAACAUGUAUGAUUUUACUGCUUUAAGUGCAUGUAAUGAUGCCAUGUGAAUUGUUAGUAAAAGGGUUGUUGGUAAUCAUAAAGUCUAGUGAGUCAAUGAAACUUUUUGAUGGCUGAUGUUUUAAAGAUGAAACAUGUCUUUUUUAAAUCUGGAAUCAAUCCAUUUAAAGGAUUCAGUGAACAAGAAUAGUCAGUAGCAAAGAAAAUAAAUGGAGUGUUUGUAUCUGUCGUUUUAUACCUGCACCAUUACAAUCUGUUUUGAUUUCUUUUAAUGUCAGCCUAUAUGAUUGAUAGUUAAAUUAUCACCCAAAUGUUUUUAAACAUUAAAGGGAUAAAUCACCCAAAGAUGAAAAUUCUCUCAUCAUUUACGUACCCUCAUGCCAUCCCAGAUGUGUAUGACUUUGUUUAUUCUGCAGAACACAAAUGAAGAUUUUUAGAAGAAUAUUUCAGCUAUGUAGGUCCAUACAAUGCAAGUGAAUGGUGACCAGAACUUUGAAGCUCCAAAAAGCAUUUAAAGGCAGAAUAAAAGUAAUCCAUAAGACUCCAGUGGUUAAAUCCAUGUCUUUUAAAGCAAGAUGAUAAGUGUGGGAAACAGAUCAAUAUUUAAGUCCUUUUUUACUAUAAAUCUACACAAUUGACCAGCUCCGACUAAAAGGUGGUGAUAUGCAUGAAGAAUGCAAAUUGGCAAAAAACAAAAGUGAAAGUGGAGAUUUAUAGUAAAAAAGGACUUUAUUGAUCGGUUUCUCACCCACGUCUAUCAUGUCUCAUCUGAAGACAUGGAUUAAGCCACUGGAGGCGUAUGGAUUACUUUUAUGCUGCAUUUAUGUCCUUUAUUGAGCUUCAUAUUUCUGGUCACCAUUCACUUGCAUUGUAUGGACCAACAGAGCUGAAGUAUUCUUCUAAAAAUCUUCAUUUGUGUUCUGCAGAAGAAAGUCAUACACAUCUGGGAUGACAUGAGGGUGAGUAAAUGGGAGUUCAUUUUUGGGUGAACUAUCCCUUAAAGUUUGUUUUUGGCUUCAGGGAUAUUUCACAGAGUUCUUAUGGUGUUAUACAUAGUAUUUCUAAGUCAAAUAAAUAUCAUAAAAGCAACAUGAAGGCAAAACUUUUACUUGUAAAUAUAGGCAAAUGUUAUUUGUUUGAGUUCUUGUUUGUAUAUUAGUGCACCAUUGUCUUCAAAAGCUAUGGAAUGUAAGUUACUGAAUGUUAUGACCAAUAAAGCUUAACCUGUUAAAAAAAACAACAGGAACUACAAUAUGUGCAAGAAAAGAGAAAAUAUUCUGCAAGUUCAUCAACCUCAUGGGUCUUCCAAUCUCUCUCUGUCUGGCCACAACACUUAAUCUACAUCACACCUGAUAUCCUCCCUUGCAAUGCAAUGAGGGAAAAAUCUUUUGGCAUGAGGCAGCCACCCCCUACAACAAUCUGC
Messenger RNA from Myxocyprinus asiaticus (Chinese sucker), 3301 nucleotides. It is a transcript of the gene ptger1b, whose product is annotated as prostaglandin E receptor 1b (subtype EP1). The coding region runs from base 399 to 1514 and encodes 371 amino acids. The record is from RefSeq and is a predicted model, not a curated record. Gene Ontology annotation, molecular function: thromboxane receptor activity; prostaglandin E receptor activity. The transcript is spliced from 3 exons. NCBI's taxonomy places the organism in Eukaryota, Metazoa, Chordata, Actinopteri, Cypriniformes, Catostomidae. Gene Ontology annotation, cellular component: plasma membrane. Gene Ontology annotation, biological process: adenylate cyclase-activating G protein-coupled receptor signaling pathway; positive regulation of cytosolic calcium ion concentration; inflammatory response.